Molecule: messenger RNA, 678 nt
Organism: Colletotrichum paranaense
Lineage: Eukaryota; Fungi; Ascomycota; Sordariomycetes; Glomerellales; Glomerellaceae
Exons: 1
Source: RefSeq, a predicted model, not a curated record
CACCGAACCCAGCCAAAGUCUCACCUCCCUUGUCCAAGGAAACGACCAUUCGGACUUGGGACUCCACCUCAAACGAUACACACCGAGGCUCGCGGCUUGCUUUGCAGUACCGUAUCGUAUUGUCUACCUACAUCGCCGCCGCUGUUUACUGAGAGAACUGCAAAACAACGACUCCCAUGGCACUCUCGAUGCUGGGCUGAUAUGUACGACACUGUAUUCUCUAUGUUUGAUUACCUAUCAGCAAUCAUGAAUACAAGCAGCCAUCCGAUCGUGGCAUUCUCGUAUCAACUGUACAUCUUACCAGCCAAUGUACCAUGCAGCCGACCCCUGCGCCUCCAGCUUCACCGUGCGCCACCCCCAGACCGUCUGGUCCGUGAGCUGAGCAAAACCUCCGGCUCCAUGACGAUGCGAUCUCGAUGUCAUCCAACUCCCGCUUACUGGCUCCCCCGUGGUUGGCUUGCGUUUCCGACAUUUUUCUGCAAUACCUGCAAUCUUCGAGACGUUGCCAGCCCUCUCGUACGAGGAACCAGAUACCUAGGUAUCUGCACCGACGAAGCCCCCAUGUAUCUACUUUCUCGAUCAUGGCACGAUUGCUAUCCAUACGCACCCAAUGAUUGGGCGGCUCCCUACCUCAGACUCACGCGCCGCAUUGGAGCGACGAGAUACCUGGCUGGUUGA